AUGCAUUUCGUGGGCAUAAAAAUUGAUCAUCAGCUCAUCGCCACAUUGGUGGAGAGAUGGCAAAAAGAGACACAUUGCUUCAACUAUCGCGAAGGAGAGUGCACUAUCACUCUAAAGGACGUCGCCAUCCUAACACAUCUGCCCAUCGACGGCAAAGCGGUGUGUGUGAGUGAUCAUGCGCCCGAGGAUGUUGGUGAUAUGACCGGUUGGCAGCAUUUGAUCCACAGUUUUUUGGGGGGUGCGAGUGCCAAUCAAGGGGAGCGUUGA
Molecule: messenger RNA, 267 nt
Organism: Linum tenue
Lineage: Eukaryota; Viridiplantae; Streptophyta; Magnoliopsida; Malpighiales; Linaceae
Source: the annotation of a GenBank genome assembly